Olea europaea var. sylvestris is the source of this 1100-nucleotide messenger RNA. RefSeq names its product REF/SRPP-like protein At1g67360. The record is from RefSeq and is a predicted model, not a curated record. NCBI's taxonomy places the organism in Eukaryota, Viridiplantae, Streptophyta, Magnoliopsida, Lamiales, Oleaceae. The transcript is spliced from 3 exons. The coding region runs from base 101 to 859 and encodes 252 amino acids.
UCAUUAUAAAUGACGGAGCACACAUACGGUAAAAAUCCGCUUCAUUUUCCACCUUCAAACGCUCACAGAAAGUAUCAAAAAAUCGUCGCUCGAAGAAAUCAUGUCUUACACUGAGGGGGGUGAGAUGCAAUUGAAGCACCUACAGUUUGUGAGGAUUAUCGCGAUCAAUACUGCGGUGAUUGUAUCAAAUCUCUAUGAUUACGCCAAGCAGAAUUCUGGUCCUCUUAAAUCUGCUGUUGAAACUGUGGAAAACGCCGUCACAGCUGUUGUUUGCCCCGUUUAUGAGAAAUUUAGAGGCUUUCCUGGUGAUCUACUUGUUUUCCUUGAUAAGAAGUUGGAUGAAGGAACUUACAAAUUUGACGAGUAUGCGCCACCUUUGGCCAAGAAGGUAGUGAGCAAAACCCAAUCUCUUGUCAAGAAGGCAUCUCAAAUAGCCUAUGAUUUAGCAGAGGAGACUAAGGUUGGUGGCCCAGGUGCUGCCCUUUCCCUUGCUGGGACGAUGUCCAAGCAUUUUGCCAUGAGCCACUUGGCCAUUGUGUGGUACAAAGUUGACCAUUAUCCAGCCUUGCAUGGAUUGACAGAAAUGGCUGUUCUGACAGCUGCGUACUUCUCCGAGAAGUACAACAAAUUGGUUAAGGACUUGACGGCAAAAGGUUAUAGUGUAUUUGGCUAUCUACCAUUAGUUCCUAUUGAAGAAAUGGCCAAUGCGUAUAAGAAGGUAGAGACAGCCGCAGCUAAGAAGGAAGAUGCUAGUAGCUCGAGUGAAGAAAUGGCCAAGGCGUAUAAGAAGGUAGAGACAGCCGCAGCUAAGAAGGAAGAUGCUAGUAGCUCGAGUGAAAGUGAAUUAGACAAGGAAUAGAGUAGAAGAGGCAUAUUAUGUUUAUUGUGUAGUGUGCUUUGCUAUGUAUCAGUGUGUGAUGGGCCUUUCUUGGCCUCUUCGUAAAAAUGUGAAUUGGAAGUAAGUGGCUUUUAAAAUUGUAACAUGCUUGGUAUGCUAUACUGAGUAUUGCUAAAUCGUCAAACUUGUAUAUAGUCUUAUGUGGUUAAUAUAACCCACAGAAUUGAUCUUCUAUUCACAGUGUGCAGAAAUCUUUGAUGCC